GCUGCGAAGAGGACGAGACGGGCUGGUUGUAUAUGUCACCAAAGAAGAAAGUGACUCCAAUGCAAAAAUCAAUGAGUCCGCUCGUUUGGUGCAGGCAAAUACUGGAUUAUCCAACUCCAGACAUUGAAUGUGCUAAAAAAUCAUUGAUCCAUAGGCUUGAACAAACCAUGUCAGCUUUCAAGAGACACAGCCUAUAUAGUAAUCCAUUCAACACUGUCAAUUACACAAACUCCUAUAAUCCCAGUGCUGGAAGUCCCUAUAGCACUAGCUUCAAUUCUCCUUCCCCUACACUGGUGAAAGCUCCUUUAGUAAAACAGCUUAUAUAUCCUAACAACUCAGGUCAUUUCAAAAGUUCAGAUCGAAAUCCUCCACUAAGCCCACAGUCCUCUAUAGACAGUGAAUUAAGUGCUUCAGAAAUGGAUGAAGAUUCAAUUGGAUCUAAUUACAAACUAAACGACUUAACUGAUGUGCAAAUUUUAGCUCGAAUGCAGGAGGAAAGUCUUCGGCAAGAAUAUGCAGCAACUGCUUCUCGGCGUAGCUCUGGUUCUUCAUGUAGUUCUAUCCGGCGUGGAACUUUUAGUGACCAGGAACUUGAUGCCCAGAGCUUAGAAGAUGAAGAAGACAGCUGCCAUCAUGCAGUGCACCCAGCUAUGAAUAGGUUCUCUCCAUCACCACGCAAUUCACCACGGCCUUCACCAAAACAGUCCCCAAGGAAUUCUCCCAGAUCUCGAUCCCCUGCUAGAGGAAUAGAGUACAGCAGAGUAUCACCUCAGCCCAUGAUUAGCCGCUUGCAGCAACCUCGUCUUUCACUUCAAGGACAUCCCCCUGAUUUACAGACCGCCACUGUAAAAAAUGAAGAAAAACUAAGGCGUAGUCUUCCAAACCUGUCCAGGACAUCUAACAUCCAUGUUGAGUCUGUGAAAAACAGUAGAAGUGACUCAAACUUUCAAGUGCCAAAUGGAGGAAUACCUCGUAUUCAACCUCAGUCCUCAGCCACUCUGCAAAAGCAGAAAAAUUUGCACCGUGUUGCCUUCAAAACCAAACAACUACUUCAUACUCCAGCUGCCAAAGGAGUUCCAUCACCCAGUAAAUUCCGGUCUCCAGCAGCACCAUCACCUCUGGCUCUGAGACAGCCAGUGAAAGCAUUUAAUACCCAUGGACCUAGCUCUGUUCCAGAAGCGACACAGCUUCCGCACAGCAGCUCUUCACCAGGGCCUUUAGCAGCUCCCAGUUCUGCCUCUCCGAGCCCAGCCAGCAGCAUCAACAGUGCUACCCUUACCAGACCUGCAGGAACCACAGGGUUGAGGAGUGGCUUGCCAAGACCUAGUGCCCCCUGCACAGGGGGCAUACCAGUGCCUCGCAGCAAACUCACACAGCCCAUUCGCAGAUCACUGCCGCCUCCCAAAACCUAUAGCAGCGUAAAGGAUGAGAGCUGGAAGGACGGCUGCUACUGAACAGCAAAGCUACGUAAUUCAGCAGGUACUCCUUCGCCAGGCUAAACCACAGAACAAUAUGCAGACUGAUCAGAAAAUACUUUUGGGGGGGGGUUAAAACUCCCCAGAUCUCUCUGUCUUUAAUUAGCACAAGCUGGCAGAGAUUAUAAAACAGCACUUUAAUGACAUUAACAUCAGAUACUUGGUGACCACUCAAAUCAUUUUUACGUGAAUCACGUAUCACUUCUGAAUCUCUUCUUCCCUGCUUCCUAAAUUUGUUAUAAAUGCUCACAUGGCUACAAUAGUCAAUGUGGAUACAAGGGCAAAUAUCUUAAAAUGCCAAAGAAAUAUCCAUUUUGAAAAAGCAGCAUGCAAAAUGUUAAGCAAAAAUAAUUCUGAAAGAUCAUACAUUACUUGAUUUUAAAGAGCAAGGCUUUUUUAACAUGUAGAAUAGAAACAUUAACAUUGAUCAAAGCAAAAAUUUUGGAUUGUAAAAUGCAACUAGGCUAGUGAGAUUGUUUUAAACAAUUGUGGAAGAGAUGUGUGGAGAAACUGAGUCACAACAGAACAGUUGUCUCUGGAGUCUCACUCUGGGAGUGGUAGGGGAGUCAUACCAUUUUUUUUCUUUUUUCUUUUUUUCUUUUUUAACUAGGCCUCUGAGACUUGAUAAGCAUAGGUUGCAUUCUUUUAUGUUGACUUGUCAUAUCAGGUUUUGUAUAAUAUUAUGAUUGCCAAAAGGGCUCAUUGUCAGAUAUACAAUCCUAAAACUAGCUGUUCCUGGCUCAGGAAAAUAGCCUUUGUUUUUGCAGCCACAUUUUUAAAAGCACGAGUCCUUUUUGAGCAAACUUCCUGGAAGAAGAAAGGGGGAGUAUUGAUUAAGACAUAUCACCACAUGCUUAAUGCCUGGAGCACAACUGAACAUGCCUGUAGUUAACAUGAAGAAAAGACAGCUAUGCAGCCCUAGCCCAGAGAUUCUAAGGAAAUCAGUUGUUCUGCUGAUACCAAAUGAUAUAUUCAUAUGAGUAAUGUUUCAUGGUAUGAGGGAGUCUUCUUUAUCCUUUUUUUAAAAGAUCAGCUUCCUAAAGGUGUGUUUAAUUGUAAAUACUUCUGCUGAGGUUAUUGCCCUUAUUAAUAUUUUAACUAUGUACUUUGCCUUAUGCCUGUAUUUUGCAUUGUUGGUAACAGUUUGAAAAAAGAAAAGAAAACUCUGCCAUGUAUGUUUACAGAGUGGUUUGUUCCUCUAACUGUUGUCAGCUUUUCACUAUUUUGCCAAUCCUUGUUGUCAGGGUACCCCUCACACCCUAGGAAUCUAGUACUAUUAAUACCCAAAGCCCCAUCUCUUGCAACCCCCCUUCUAGUUGUUUUAUGGUGUAGUGGAAGACAGAAAAUAAGUUAUGUAUCAAAAAGAAGUUGAGAGUAGGUCAGUUGCAAGAAUUUUUGUUUUUUUAGGAAAGAGAAAGCAGUCUCUUAGAAUGACAUUUCCUUGUGCUGUCUAAAGUACUGAGCAAAAAAAUGUUCUUAGCUAGGAUACCGUUUUGGUAAUGACUGAAAAAUCCAACAUGCUCUGUGGCUUGCAAACCUUAUUCAUGCCUGCCUCUUAAAAUGUGUGCUUUUGAAUUUUUACAAGAAGAGUAACUGAUUUGGGGAUUCUAGUCCUUGAUUUUUUAGCUAGCCUUCAUAGAUUAGUGGAUUAAAAGCCAUGCAAUAUUUACUUGAAUUGGAAAAGUGACCAAGGCAGGAUAAGACUAGAUAUCAGUUCCAGCACUCAGGCAAUUUUUUUUUUUAAUUUAAAGGAAUGGCCCUUUUAUGAUCUUGCAUAAGUGAUGGGAUUCCUCACUUCUGGAAUCUUUAGAUGCUGGGUUCUGAAGGCACAAUGUAGAUCAGUUGUUUC
Molecule: messenger RNA, 3324 nt
Organism: Python bivittatus (Burmese python)
Lineage: Eukaryota; Metazoa; Chordata; Lepidosauria; Squamata; Pythonidae
Gene: SLAIN2
Product: SLAIN family member 2
Biological process (GO): cytoplasmic microtubule organization; microtubule nucleation; positive regulation of microtubule polymerization
Cellular component (GO): microtubule plus-end
Source: RefSeq, a predicted model, not a curated record